This is a messenger RNA of Neltuma alba, 1572 nucleotides long. Its product is annotated as metacaspase-4. Bases 247 to 1458 code for a protein of 403 amino acids. Gene Ontology annotation, biological process: proteolysis. The transcript has 4 exons. The record is from RefSeq and is a predicted model, not a curated record. NCBI's taxonomy places the organism in Eukaryota, Viridiplantae, Streptophyta, Magnoliopsida, Fabales, Fabaceae. Gene Ontology annotation, molecular function: cysteine-type endopeptidase activity. Gene Ontology annotation, cellular component: cytoplasm.
AUUACAAUAAGAGGAAUUUAACUAAUUAAUGACGUUUUGCUGUUAGGUAUCGAAUAAAACAUACCAGAGGAUCAGAGGUCAACGCACAGAAACAGAGGAGGCCAGAGAGAAACAGAGUUACGUAACGGGCGAGGAAGUACUUGAUCGUGCUUUCUGUGUGGCACGGCGAAGAAAGCAGUGUUGAUCGGAUGCAACUACCCAGGGACGAAGAUCGAGCUGAGAGGCUGCGUCAACGAUGUGAGGAGGAUGAACAAUUGCCUGAUUGAGCGUUACGGAUUCUCCGAUAACGAUAUCACCGUCUUGAUCGACACCGAUCCCUCCUGCAUCCAGCCAACCGGGAAGAACAUACGAUCGGCAAUCAAGAAGAUGGUACGGUCGGCGGAGCUAGGGGACGCUUUGUUCAUACACUACAGCGGCCACGGCACGCGCCUCCCCGCCGAGACAGGGGAAGCCGAUGACACCGGUUACGAUGAGUGCAUUGUUCCUUGCGAUAUGAAUCUCAUCAUCGAUGAUGAUUUCAGAGAAUUUGUGAAAGAAGUCCCAGAAGGUUGCAGAAUCACAAUUGUAGCAGAUUCAUGCCACAGUGGUGGCCUCAUAAGAGAUGCGAAGGAACAGAUUGGAGACAGCACCAACACAAAGAUACAAGAACAAGGCAAUUAUCACCAAGAUUCAGGCUCUAGUUUUGGAUUCAGAAGAUUUCUUCUUCAAAGAAUGGAGCAAGAAAUUGAGUCUCGUGGAAUCCACAUCCCUUCUGCAUUUCGUCACCGUAGAAGACGACAUCAUGAGGAAGAAGACAAGGAGGAGGAAGAAGAAGAAGAUGACGAGGAAGGAAGGGAUAUGGAGGAUGGCACUGUGAAAAACAGGUCACUGCCUCUCUCAACGCUGAUUGAAAUGCUCAAGCAGAAAACCGGGAAAGAUGAUAUAGAUGUUGGGAAAGUGAGACUCACCCUUUUCGAUAUCUUUAAGGAAGACGCUAGCCCUAAAGUGAAGAAGUUCAUCAAGUUUGUCUUCAACAAACUCCAACACCAUGGAGGAGGUGAAAGUGAAAAACAAGAGGGUGGAUUCUCGGAGAUGGUAGGAAGUCUUGCCAUAAAGUUUCUGAAACAAAAGCUGAAUGAGAAUGAAGAGUAUGCAGAACCUGCCAUGGAAACAAAUGUAGCCAAUAAUCAGGAGGUAUAUGCUGGAGCUGGAAAGGAUAGUGUUGUAGGUGGGGGAAUUCUGAUGAGUGGGUGUCAGAGUGAUCAAAAAUCAGCAGAUGCGAGUCCUCCUGGGAAUCCUGGAAAAGCGUAUGGAGCUUUCAGCAACGCAAUUCAGUUAAUCAUUCAGGAGACUGAUGCUCAAGUCACUAAUCAAGAACUGGUUUUGAAGGCUACGAAGCUGCUCAAGAGUCAGGGUUUUGCUCAGGAGCCUGGACUCUAUUGCAGUGAUCACCAUCUUCAUCGUACUUUUGUGUGCUAAUUGGUGUUGGAUCCUCAAGAUUUUUCUACAUAAUCUGAUAUUAUCAAUUACGAAGAAAAUUAGCUGCUAUAUGUGGGCUAACACUUGAUUAAUUAGGGCGUUUUUCCUGUGUAA